GCACGUGAUAAAGUAUAGUUACAACACUAGCGCAAAUUAUCAUAAUUGAUAUUUGUUUUAUAUAACUAUGUUUCUAAUUAAAAAACAAGUAAUACUUGAAAAAAGCUUUUAAACUAUCAGGUUAUAAAAAUUUAUAAGAAAUUCAAAAAAUUUAAAUUAAGUCAUUAUUGACAGAGAACUGAGAAGGAUAAAGUGUCAUCUAUCGGAAGUUGCAAAGGAAAAAUUAAAAACAAUAUGGCGCUACCCAGUGUCUAAAAGUGGGUUAGAGAAAAUUGUUUAUUUAAAUUUAAUUAUUGAUUUUAUAAGAACAUAAAUAGUUUGUGAAUUUAUUGAAAUAACCAAAAAAUACUGUCAUUGUAUCUCUUAGGAAAAAGAAACGCAUCAAAAGCAUGAAAAUAUUUACAGUAACAUACGAUUAUCUAAAUGGAUUAUAGCAAUUAAAUACGAGGCACGUUUUCAGUGAAUUAAUACACGUUUUGAAUACACUUGUCAAUAAUGAUCUCAGCAAUAAAGAGAUCGUCACAAUUAUUUAAUUGUUCAUCAAUCCGGUCUUUAUUAUCAAAAGAAUGUCAACAAAAGAAAGAAUUAUAUCAUAUAAAAUUAAUAAGUCAUAUUAGUUUUCGAUUUUACAGUAAUGAAAACGAUGAAAGUAACAAGGAAUACUUCAACACAGCUCUCACUCUUCACUCAUUUGAUGAGAAGGAGAGUAAAAGUAAAGAUACGUAUUUGGAAGUUUUACGAAAAUAUGAAGGACAACCAGGUCGUCAUACAGAGCGCGUUCAAUUUAUGUAUGCAGCAUUGAAAUACAUGGAUGAAUUUGGAGUCGAUAAAGAUUUAGAAUGUUAUAAAAAAUUAUUAGAUUGUUUUCCAAAAGGAAAAAUGCUUCCUCGAAACAGAAUUCAAGCAGCAUUUAUGCAUUAUCCAAAGGAGCAAAAGUGUGCGAUUUGUAUUUUAGAUAAAAUGGAAGAUAACGGUGUAGUUCCGGACGCAGAAAUGGAAAAAAUGCUAUUAAAUACAUUCGGCAAGGAAUCAAUAGCAAUACAAAAGUAUUGGAGAAUGAUGUAUUGGCUUCCAAAAUUUAAAAAUGUCAGCCCCUGGCCAAUGCCACGACCAUUGCCAAACGAUCUUUUAGAACUCGCGAAAUUGGCAAUAUGGAAAAUUUCAAGUGUCGAUGUACAAGCAGAAAUUACUGUAUUUAAAACUGAAACUAUUGAGGAUUCUAUUGACAAAACAUGGAUUGUCUCAGCCAUUACACCAAAACAGAGACAAUUACUUGAAAAUCAUCAUCCACGAACAAAAGCCAUUUAUGUCGAAGGACCUUUCCCAGUUUAUAUUAGAGAUAAAUCAGUAGAUUAUUUUGUUCUAUUGACAAAAAUUCCAAAAAGCGAUAUUUAUAAACCACCGAUAGUCGACACAGAUGAUGUUACAAAUUUUAAACCAUCAUUUUGGGAUGUAAAGAAGACUUCAAUAAUAAAUUAUCCUAGUGUUCAUGAGCAAUUACAUGAAACAAUUUUUUCCGUUUGCGCCACAGGAACAUCGUCAAAAGAUUCAGUUCUUUCAUGGAUUCGUUGUUUACAAAAAGAUAAUCCAGUUUUAAGUGAAUUGCACAUUGUCUUUACAUUGAAACAAACAACAAAAGAAGAUGUCCAAUAUUUGGAAGCGGAUCCACAAUCACAGAACAAUAGAGGUCAACAAAAAGAAAUCGACGAAAGAUAGCCUGGUUUGUUUUUUUUAUACAAUAUUGUUACAUAUUUGUAAAUAAAUAUAUAUUGAUUCAAAUUUUA
Molecule: messenger RNA, 1784 nt
Organism: Leptopilina boulardi
Lineage: Eukaryota; Metazoa; Arthropoda; Insecta; Hymenoptera; Figitidae
Gene: ECSIT
Product: evolutionarily conserved signaling intermediate in Toll pathway, mitochondrial
Exons: 3
Coding region: 496-1716 (406 amino acids)
Cellular component (GO): mitochondrion
Source: RefSeq, a predicted model, not a curated record